AUGAUGGCACUGAUGGAGCGUUUUCUUGCAAAUAUUGAACCCGUGGAAGACCCCUGUCACAUCAACUCGGAUUUCCUAAUUGGACAAUUCGGGAACCCGUCGCCGACACUUUCUAUUGCCUUACUCCUAGCGCUCCUCCAGGCCAUCCCUUCCAGACGCGGAAGAUUCUCCGCUCCUCAUCACCUUGUCGGUGCCGAAGUAGAAGGCUGGCGGACUUUGGGGUCUGGAUUCAGAGAACGCCGAGGGACCUCGGUAUGCCCCUCGUUAUUGGUCGGCAGUUCAGGGUCAAGAGGUAAGUCUGCCAUCUCGAAGUUGAAGGUUCACAGACCGUAUGACAUUUGGGUUCAGGCGUUAUAA
This is a messenger RNA of Fusarium poae, 357 nucleotides long. RefSeq lists its product as uncharacterized. The transcript has a single exon. NCBI's taxonomy places the organism in Eukaryota, Fungi, Ascomycota, Sordariomycetes, Hypocreales, Nectriaceae. The coding region runs from base 1 to 357 and encodes 118 amino acids. The record is from RefSeq and is a predicted model, not a curated record.